Molecule: messenger RNA, 1087 nt
Organism: Dicentrarchus labrax (European seabass)
Lineage: Eukaryota; Metazoa; Chordata; Actinopteri; Moronidae
Exons: 4
Coding region: 209-694 (161 amino acids)
Biological process (GO): protein ubiquitination
Molecular function (GO): ubiquitin protein ligase activity
Source: RefSeq, a predicted model, not a curated record
CACAAAUACACCAGACACUCCUGAACAGGCGGCAGACGAGCUCUCCCUCUCCAUUCACUGCACUGUGGCUGUGCUGUACACUCCAAAAGGGACAAUACUCUUAAAUAGGUCUGAAGGAGCACCGUCUGUUCUGGGAAUAACGUUAUUACAUAGGCUUCAAGUUUACUUCAACCCGGUACUUUCUGUGGUCCACCACUUCAGCCUGACCAUGGUUCUGUGUGAGGACGACGAGUGCAGUGUCUGCCUCUCGCCCUACUCCCGGAUGGACAGGAUCCCCCGGGUACUCCACUGCAGGCACACCUUCUGCGACCUGUGCCUGGAGACUAUGUCGGAGGCCAGGAGCGGGCUGCUCACCGUGGGCUGCCCUUUGUGUCGUCGGGUGACCUGCAUAGGACGCGGCCUCAGCCUGCAGGAGGCUCUGUGGGUCAACAGCAGGCUGUGGGACCAGAUACCAGAGGAGGAGGAGGCCGAGGAGGAGGAGGAAGAUGGACUGAAAGGAGAAGCUGAGGUGGAGAGGAUGGAGACUAAACAACCAACAGAAUGCGUUUCCUCCAGGUCUGCCAGAGCCAAGCUCAAACUGCCUGCGUUCUUCAGAAGGUUCAGUCUGACAAAGCAGAACCAGGAAAGGAUCGUGCCCGGCAGUAAUGUGGAAAUGAAAUCGUGGCGCCGGCUUUCGACUGAAGAGUCUGUUUAAAAGGAGGCAGACGAAGGAAGAUGUGACAGCUCCUCUCAGGAUAUUAUUUGGUAGACGCCGCUAGAAGACUCGACUCAACCUCGUCAGUGGAGAGAAAGUUGAGGCCGUUAGGACUGAGAAUCCAUUUGUGUUCCUGUCAAGACAUUGUUUUGUCCCCAGCCAAAGGUGCCCUGUCUCCCCUUUAUUUAUUCUAGGCUUAAUUCUCCCAGCUGGUGCUGUGGGAUUUGGUUCAGCUGUCCCAGUGGGACUCACACCCAAAGACCCCCCUCGUAACAGAUGGUCUCCUGAGGACGUUCCCUUUCAGCCACUGCUGAACAUUAAACAUAACUUUUUGUUCUUUUUAUUUAUGAUAGCUAGCUGACAAAGUAUUUAAUAAAACUAUUUUUGAAAGAA